This is a messenger RNA of Monomorium pharaonis (pharaoh ant), 1772 nucleotides long. Its product is annotated as plectin. The transcript is spliced from 4 exons. Gene Ontology annotation, molecular function: protein binding. The record is from RefSeq and is a predicted model, not a curated record. Bases 200 to 1519 code for a protein of 439 amino acids. NCBI's taxonomy places the organism in Eukaryota, Metazoa, Arthropoda, Insecta, Hymenoptera, Formicidae.
ACUUCAAUUAUCAAUUGAGUAAAAACCGACUAUUGGUAAUGUCAAUGAAUUAAAAAUGGUGAAAAUAGAUUGAAUUUAAAUAUUUCUUUAUCCACGGAGUUAAAGUGGCGGGUAUUACAUUAAUAAUUUUGAGCGUCUUGUGCGCUUAUGUUCGUUGUCACUUAACUGUCACAACACGUCACAUACCUUUUAAUUCAACAUGGAUAAUGAUUAUUAUUCCACCGUGUACACAUGGUUCGAGAAGUGUGGGAUCGUAUCUAACAUCAGGACGCACCUGCGGCAGAACCUGGUGAACGCUCUGAAGCAUAGGGAUCUGCGGCUGUGCAAGAGUAGAGAGGCGAGGUCGGCGAAACAGUACGUUUACGAUAUGCUAAUAGCCGAGUAUCUGUUCAGUCACAAUUACUCCUUCACCCUGUCGAUAUUUGCCAGCGAGGUUCCGCUUUUAGUAAACUUUUGCAACAGCGUACCGCAACAGUGCUCCUCUGCCGACGACAAUGACAACAGAGGUGGUGGGUGCAAAAAGUUGCAAAGCGAUUACAUACUGCAUACACUGGAAACUCUGGGCAUCAAUCCCAAUGGGCCUGAGGGCCAACACAUUAUAUCAAAUUAUAUGAACAGCGAGGCACCUCUGUUGCUAUCCAUUCUGAGUUCAAUAGCUUCGCUCGUCGUCAACACUCGGCCGUCGUCAACUGGAAGAUCCAUGAUUGACAGGGAAACCCAAGUUGAUCUGGCUUUGGAAACACAACUUGCAUAUGCGACAAAAAUGCGUGUGAUGAGGAAAAGAAUUGUGCAACAGAAACAAUUGUAUGACGACGAAUUAAGGACGAAAGAGAACAAAUUGAGACAGCAGGCGACAGUUAUAAAGCAUCAGCUUGGUUCAUUAAAUGCAAAAAUGGAAGAGGCUCAGAAUUUGAUGCAAUCUUUGACCCUGAAAGAAAAGCAACUGCAAGAAAAGAAAGACAACAAUACACAAUGUAUCUUACAAAAGGAAAUGGAGCUGUCUAUGAAGCAAAAUUUCUUAACACAAGAAGCUAACAGAUUGCAGAGAGAACGAGACAGUUAUAGGAAGUUUGAGGGUGGCAUGAAGAAACUGCAGCGAGAGCUCGUUAAAAUGCAGAAGGAAAUGUCGCAGGGUACAUCCAACCAGUGCCAGAAUCAGAAUAAUCUCAGGGACAUUCACGUACAAACCGAUGUCGAGAGCCGCACGAUAAUAGAUGAAUGCAGAAUUCUACAGAGAGAGAAGCAGGAGCUGACAAAUCUUGUGGAAGAGCAAAGGUCGAAAAUAGAUCAAAUCACACAGCGUAGCGCUCAGUUGUCACGUCAAUUGGAAGAAGUGCGUUUGUUGCAACCGAUUGAGACGCCGAUUUCCGUGGCUCGAAUCGUCAGCGCAAACGCGCUCGUCAGCGAGAGCAGUUCCACGGAGGACAUUCUUCAGGACGCAAAGAUGCGAUUAAAGCGUCUGGAGGAGGAAAGUUCCAAAGCCGAUCAAUAUUUCUGUAGUUUCGUUAGCACCUCGUAGCGAAUAACACACAUUUCAGAAUAUUGUUUAUUAAUGUAUUUAUUAUCGUUAUUGCACGCACAAUUAUCAACCUUGCAAAUUACACUUCACGCAGUAUCACUUGCGAAAAUUGUGAUUAUUUCUUCAAUCUCAGAAGAAAAGACUGAAUUGAGACAUCAAAAGUAUCAAAAAGUAUAUGUAUAUAUCGGACAUUUAGAUAAUUUAUUUUAUAAAAUUGGAUGUUAAAACAUAUAAUAUACAAAUUACUGACUAU